Messenger RNA from Monascus purpureus, 587 nucleotides. Lineage: Eukaryota; Fungi; Ascomycota; Eurotiomycetes; Eurotiales; Aspergillaceae. The record is from the annotation of a GenBank genome assembly.
CCACUACCUCCUCUUCUCUUCUCUUUCACGGCUGGACAAAUAUCUAUUUAUUGUACUAUCCGCCUUUUCCAAGUUCAUCUCGUCCUGUCGAUAUACAAUACCAAUUAUCCAUCUCAACACCCCCCACCAUGUCGAACACAACGCAAUCCCAGUCCGAGCCAUCACAACAUCCCGAACAGAUCCCCGCUGUGCUGGAGGAAGACGAUGAAUUCGAAGAUUUUCCCGUUGAGGACUGGCCACAAGAGGAAGCCGAACAAGCAGCGAACGGAAACACUGUCCAUUUGUGGGAAGAAAGCUGGGACGAUGAUGAUGCCGCCGAGGACUUUUCGAAGCAGUUAAAAGAGGAACUCAAAAAGGUCGAAGUGGCGCACUAGUUUAUCCCUCAAGUUCAACUCCGAGAAGAUAGCAUGGCGUGCACACGAGCGAGGACUUUCCCCUUUUUUGGACGUUUCUCUUUUCCCUCUCUUAAUAUUUUAAGUUAGCCUCUAUUUCCAUUUGAUACGAAUUCGAAUUCAUUCGUCACGGACAGAACAAAAACGGACACAAGCGACUGAUAUACGCUUGAAAUAGAAACAAUGAACUGGCGA